Messenger RNA from Aethina tumida (small hive beetle), 1094 nucleotides. Its product is annotated as phospholipase A2. The transcript is spliced from 6 exons. The record is from RefSeq and is a predicted model, not a curated record. The coding region runs from base 249 to 977 and encodes 242 amino acids. Gene Ontology annotation, biological process: phospholipid metabolic process; arachidonate secretion. Lineage: Eukaryota; Metazoa; Arthropoda; Insecta; Coleoptera; Nitidulidae.
UGUAAUGUCCUGAAAUUGUAUUUAUGAUGACAUGGCCAAAUUAAAUUUAUUUUCCGUUAAUACACAGAAAUCGUGUACUCUGUAUAACAAGAAUAAUUAUAUUGUAUCGGAACCUGUGAUUUUAAUAAUUGUGGUUAGCAUUGAAAAAAUAUAAUAAGCUUGAAUUAUAUGUGUUCAUUGAAUAUCUUGUUAAAAGUCAUUCUUUUGUUACAUAUCGUGUUUAAUAGCUAUAAAAUUAAAGACACAAAAUGUGGAACUAUAAUUUGUUAAUUUUGUUUUGUUUAUCUUUUGGAUGUUUAGUGGGUUUAUCACGAUGUGGAGUCUUUAAUAAAAGAGAACGAUUGAAAUUUGCUUAUCCAAAUUUGAUAAAAAAUUCAAUAGAAGCAAAGUUUAAAAAGUUUAAAACUGAAAUUUAUAAUAGGGAUCAACAAUUACUUAAAUUGAGUCACAACUUGAUUAAUUCAUUGGAACACACUGUGGAAAAAUUUAAAUUAGCUAAUUCUACGACGGGGUUAGAUGUUCUUCACAAUGGACAGUUGGAUAUCUUUAAGAAAAGAUUACAACUAAUUUUUCCUGGUACCAAAUGGUGUGGCGACGGGGACAUAGCAAAAUCAGACUCUGAUUUAGGAUUUUAUAGUAAAGAAGACAGUUGCUGUAGGCAACAUGACAAAUGUCCCUCAGUAAUUCAAAGCGGAAAAUCUUUACAUGGCCUUAGUAAUCAGGGUUUAUUCACUAGAUUGCAUUGUGAUUGUGACAAACUGUUUUAUAAAUGUUUACAAUCAAUACAUUCGGUGUUAUCUACGGGUUUGGGUGUAACAUAUUUUACUCUGCUUAGACCUCAAUGUUUUAAAGAAUCAACCGAAAUCAAAAAUUGUGCACGAAUGGAGAGUGGGCGAUGUGUUCAGUAUGUAUUCAAUAAUGCCAGCAAUUUGAGUUAUCAAUGGUUUGAUACUCCAGUAUUUCACUUGGAAAAGUAAUAUUUGACAAUUUAAUUUUUAAUUUAAUUUCUUGCAAAAAAUCACAAAGCUAAAUUAAAUUUUUUAUAUUAUUUUUAUAACUAUACAAAUUUUUGCUAAUAAAAUAUACUUACUUUA